AUGGCAGGCACAAUUAGCAUAUAUGACCUUAUCAUAGUUGGUCACGGCGUGGCCGGUCUAGCCGCCAUAGUAUCAGCGGCGGAACUCGCUCCAGCAGCUCAGAUUGCCGUACUAGAGCGCGCGCCUAAGGAUGCCAGCGGGGGCAACACGCGUUAUAGCCCGGCCAACAUGCGCAUGCGAUCUGUUAAUAAGAUAUCGCCUGGUUUCAUGGAUAAUAUAAUAACCAUCAGUGGCGUAGACGGCGACCGCGCCUAUUUCGAAAAGUUGGCCGACCAGACACCGCAGGCCGUCCAGUGGCUCGAGAGACAAGGUGUACAAUUUCAUGCCAUAGACUAUUUCUUGAAAUCAUGGCCAAAUAGGAUUCAGCCCGUCAGCAAAGGUACCACCAUAAUCAAAGCACUGCAGCGAUCUGCCAGGGUAAAAGGCAUCCAGCUGGUGUACGAAUGCCGCGCCAAGCAACUGCACCUUGGGAAAGAAGAGACCACUAUCAAGGCAGCAGACGGGCGGCGAUUCAUUACCAAAUCCGUUAUUCUCGCCAGCAAUAGAUUUUAA
Messenger RNA from Aspergillus steynii IBT 23096, 552 nucleotides. RefSeq lists its product as uncharacterized. The record is from RefSeq and is a predicted model, not a curated record. The transcript has a single exon. The coding region runs from base 1 to 552 and encodes 183 amino acids. Lineage: Eukaryota; Fungi; Ascomycota; Eurotiomycetes; Eurotiales; Aspergillaceae.